Molecule: messenger RNA, 2031 nt
Organism: Aureobasidium melanogenum CBS 110374
Lineage: Eukaryota; Fungi; Ascomycota; Dothideomycetes; Dothideales; Saccotheciaceae
Product: FabD/lysophospholipase-like protein
Exons: 5
Coding region: 1-2031 (676 amino acids)
Biological process (GO): fatty acid metabolic process
Cellular component (GO): membrane
Molecular function (GO): glycerophospholipase activity
Source: RefSeq, a predicted model, not a curated record
AUGGCUGACGAAUUCGAGGUCAAGAGAGAGCAGAGGAGGUCGAUCAUCACCCUGGUAAGAUAUGGUCCGGGCGGUCCUCCUCCAACAGUUGUACAGUAUGCGGACUCAGAGAGGCACGUAUACCCAAUAGAGUUCAACACAGCAUCCUGGACCGGAAUCGAGUGGACGGUGCAUCUCGGUGAAACGCUCUCCCUACCAGAGCUGCAGAUGCUGACACAAAGUCGGCUGGUCCAGUGCGCUCACUCAUUCAGCGACGCGGUGGUCUUCUUGGCAGAAGAUUUGCUUUCAGCAAGUUUAAUCUAUCUCGAGUGGCUGGCUUGCUGUCUCCCUUCCGAGAGCGUUCGACAUUUGAGACCGGCAGCGCUGAUCAUCAUUGGGGGAUCCGCAUCUGACAUUGAAUAUUUCCUGCGUCAUUGCGCUACUCAACAGGACGCUGGUGUUCGUACAUCCAACGAACAGAGAACGGAUCUCUUCGACAACAUAAAAAUCGAGCAAGUCAAGAACUUUGCAAGGAGUAUCAACCUCUUGCCACCCAGAAUUACACAGCACGUAGCAUGGGGACACAUCCGCGAUAGUCACAAGGUCUCGAGGCGUCUGAGAUCAAAUCACGGUUGGCUGUGGACUUUGUCUGACUUUCAGCAGUUGGCAUCAGCUUGGAAAGCAACGGGGUCAAUGCCCAAUAUUGUUCUUCAGUUGACGGACCCAUGGCCUCCGGGAAAAUUUUCACUAUCUAGUGUACUAUCGAGCGUUGAUAGUAAUGUACGUAGCAACGAUCAACGCUUCGACACGGUCCUGAACGCAAGGGCUAGUCUAGUUAGUAGCUAUCUGAUGCGGCACUCCUUCCAAUCACGGCACUGGACUGUGCCCGGCAAGUCCUCCCAAACCAACAUGUUUGCAGAAGACCAGUUCAGGCUACGGUAUCUGCCUCUUGCUACAAGCAUAGUACGCAGUUCUUUCGAACAAUCCGAGAAGUUCACUUCUGCGGCGAUAUCCGAGCGGACUGCUGGUUGGAGAACACCCGAAGAGCAUAUCGGAGUUGCGUCAGCAUCUUCGAUUCGGCAAAACUCCACAUCGAACAGCUUCGCCAACACCGCGGGUAUCUUGCUGGGUUACAGUAUGGAACCAGAUGUGCAGCUUGUCUCCUGGAGCAGUGGGCUCACAUGCUUCCGUGUAGACACGAUCCUCGAACAUCUGCUUGAUAAGAUCGGACUACGCGAGACGGUUCACAUAUCUUCUUUCUUCGACCUCCUGGUUGGAAGUAGUAUAGGUGGUAUCUGCGCAUUGGGCAUUGGGACCAAAAAGUGGUCUUUGAAAGAUUGCAGAGUAAAGUUUCUCAAGUUCGCAGAGCAACUUUUCGUCCGAAAGAGCCGCUGGGCAAGACUACUGUCGUAUUUCACAGGUGGCUGGUCCGAUGUACUAAACAUUGCCGUCAAGCUUAUCUUUUUCGAUAGCAUAUACGACUCAGCUCCAAUUGAAAGAAUUCUCGUGGAGAGCUUUGGCGAUGCCUCACUCAUGAUCCAGGAUGACCUCGAACACCCAACCAGAGUGGCUGUCGUUGUGAAUCAAGCAUCGACCUCCGAAACAACGAUAUUUACCAAUUACAACAAGUCGCGUCAUCGCAGGACAGGCGCGUACAGGUGGCCUUCAAUGGACAGUUCGUAUCAGUUACCUAGGAUAUGGGAGGUAUUUUGGAAGUCAAUGAUACUACUCGGUGAAGUGUAUCAAAAUGGUGGACUAAGCCAUAACAACCCGUCUGCCAUUGCAGCGAGCGAAGCUAAUAUGCUUGCACCAUCGCAAUAUAACGAUCCUUCAGUCGUAUCAGUGGGAUGUGGACGCUUCUCCACGGCACCGCUGACUCGAAUGUCAGUAUUCAGAAGAUAUAUCAAGGUACUCGAGGAAUCCCUGAGCGCAACCAGACAGCAUGAAGUCACAAAAAUGCAGAGACAUGGAAGGCUAGAGAACUUGCUGCGGCUGAACCCAAGGCUGGAUAUGGACGAAGUGCUGCUAAAUGAGCAGUCCUCGAUGUCUUGA